UACUUCUCUGAGAUGAUGAUAUAUCUGUGACAUUUUGUGCCUGGUAGGAGAGUGCGAAAUAUUGUGAAAUGCGUAUUUUUUAAAAGUGAAUUUUGGUGGUAGUAAAAUUGAUAGUGCUACGGGCAAAAACAUAACCCUCCUUCUGGCGCAGUCGGGUAAAAAGCAAUACUUCAUACUGCAAGGAUGGUGGCUGUUCAGAACGACGCAAAUGGGCCAGAGGACGGUGGGGGUGCCAGGUUCAGGCCUGAGCCCUCAUCAUACCUCAUGACGUUCAUGGAUAUAGUCAAUAUGAUCACUCACAUGACACUUGGAGCUGUGGCAUUUAUCACAAUUUUCCUUGGCAUUAUGUACGUCCCAGUGCUAAGGCAACAUAUAAUCCUGACUGUUGUUGGGUAUGUCAUCCUUAUGACUCAAUCGAUCCUCGUGCUCAGCUCCCACAACGGAUGGUCGAGGACCAUCAGGUAUAAGGACAGGAAAAUAGUCCACCUACUGAUGCAAGUCUUUGGUUCCAUCCUUGCCAUCGCUGGAAACAUAGUCGUCAUGGUCGAGAAGAAUGAACUUCAACACCACACAUGGUAUUUUAGGCUUAGUAGCGAUGAUAUUCACCAUAAUAAGUUUGGUUGGAGGGGCUUUCCAUCUCUACAUCCACUGCAUGCCUCGUGUGACCUGUCUUCUCCACUGCAUCAUCGGGGCAUUGACUAUGAUCAUCGGCUUCCUGGCCCUGAUAUUUGGCAUUGAGGAAACAUUCAGAACGGUGUUUGGCAAUGCUAGCACUAACCUGCUUAUCUGUUUGACGGUGAUGAGCCUUGUCGGCACUUUAUUACCUUGCUGUCUCAAACUUCAACGAGGAUGCUUUAAAUUUUGAAUAAUUUAUUUUAUUUUUAAUGUUAAUUUUAAUGUAGGUAGGUAAGUUAAAUAAUGAAAUUUUUAAUUUUCAUUUCGCGAAUCGAUUGAUAAUUCCAAUAUUCUGAGUCAUUCAUAUACAGUUUGACUAGUAUGCUUGUCUUUUCUUUAAAAAAAAUUGAGAUUACCCCUCGUAUAAUAAUAUUAUAAUUAUUUGAUUAGAUAUACCUUUUAUAUUGUUUUUAAGUAAAUAAUAUUGAUAAAGGUGAAGAUAAUCGUGUUACAGUAAUUAUAUCUCAUAUUUAUCUAUCGCGAUAAAUACCCAGGGAUUGACGAAUCAAAAAAUAUUUAUUGUACGAUUCAAGUAAGUAUACCUACUCGUAAUAGUAAAUUAUUAUUAAUCUUUUAGAUUUAAUAGGUAUGUUAUUUACGAGUACUUCAGUACUUGAGCGUUGUGUAUAAUAUUUUAUAGGGAGCUGUAUAUUUCUAUACAAGCCUUAAGAUUUGGUUGUUAAGUAAAAUAAAAACAAAAUUCAUCAUUUA
Ostrinia furnacalis (Asian corn borer) is the source of this 1386-nucleotide messenger RNA. RefSeq lists its product as uncharacterized. The coding region runs from base 184 to 738 and encodes 184 amino acids. The record is from RefSeq and is a predicted model, not a curated record. The transcript has 3 exons. NCBI's taxonomy places the organism in Eukaryota, Metazoa, Arthropoda, Insecta, Lepidoptera, Crambidae.